UCUCUUUUAUUUGAAUGCAAAAUGGAGAAGAAUAAGCAAAUAAGUGAACCACUUUUAAAUAGUACAGAAGAUAUUCAAGAGGAUAUCAUACUGGAUAAUGAGUGGUCAUCCAAGAGAAACCCUCAUCAACCAUAUAUUUCUAAAUAUAAACUAUACAUCAUUGGUAGUUGCUGCAUCACUAUACUAAGUACUCUUAUCAUUGCUCUUACUUUAUCGCCCUUUAAGCUGACACUACACAACUAUACAAGAUCAGUUGAUGAUAAUGUAAAGCCUAAAAAUAUCAUCAUGAUGAUUAGUGAUGGUUUAGGUCCAGCCUCCGUUUCAUUUGCUAGAACAUAUUAUCAAUACACGAAUAAUAAGCCGUACGACUAUCAGAUGCCACUAGACACCAUUCAUAUUGGUCAAUCACGCACUCGCAGUUCUUCCACACUGGUGACCGAUAGUGCUGCUGGUGCAACAGCCUUUAGUUGCAACAUAAAAACAUACAAUGGUGCUGUAGGAGUGGACCCUCAUAAAAAUCCCUGUGGCACGAUCCUUGAAUCUGCCAAACAUACUCAGGGAAUGCUAACAGCACUUGUAGCUACGUCACGCAUCACGCAUGCUACACCUGCUUCUUUUUCAGCGCAUGUCACAGACAGAGAUAAUGAAAACAAGAUUGCCGUGCAACAAAUUGGAGAUAAUCCAUUAGGCCGUAGUGUUGAUUUAAUGUUUGGUGGUGGCUAUUGUUACUUUUUACCCAAAUCGUCCAAAGAUAGCUGUCGCUCAGACCAACGACAUUUACUGAAUGAGGCCAAGGACAGAUAUGAUUGGAAUACGGUCAUUUAUAAUAACAAGACCGCAUUUGAUGAUUUGCCUGUUGACCCUAGUAUCUUACCAGCUAUCAGUUUGUUCUCCUUUGACCACAUGGCUUAUGAAAUCGAUCGAGUCCCCAGUAAGGAACCUAGUUUAUCCGAAAUGUCUCAAAAGGCUCUUGAUAUUCUCUUCAAGGCGACUGAAAACAGUGACAAGGGAUUCUUUAUCAUGAUCGAAGGCAGUCGAAUUGACAUGGCUGCUCACUCGAAUGAUCCUGCUACACAUGUGCAUGAGAUUCUAGAAUAUCAAAGAACAGUAGAGCUUGUCAAAAAAUACGUGGAUGAGCAUCCAGAUACUAUCAUGAUUUCAACAAGUGAUCAUGAGACAGGUGGACUGUCUUUAGCCAGACAGGUCUCACAGGCAUAUCCAGAAUAUCUUUGGUAUCCAGACGUACUUGCCAAAGUGAAGAGCUCAACUGUAGCUUUGGCAGAUUUGGUAUCUCAAAAUAGAACAAAAGAAUUCGUUGUAGAAACAGUCUUGAAAGAUCGUCUUGGAAUCGCGGAUGCAACUGAUGAAGAAAUUGAACAACUGCUAAAAUCAGGAAGUAAUAUUGACUAUUAUCUGGCAGAGAUGGUCUCUAUUAGGGCUCAGCUGGGAUGGGCAACUCAUGGCCAUAGUGGAGUAGAUGUUAAUCUGUAUGCUUAUGGAAAUGGUACAGAAGGACUUGCAGGCAGCCACGAAAAUACAGAAAUAGGACAAUUUAUUACCAGCACAUUUGGCUUGAAUCUAAAAGGAAUCACAGAACAAUUAAACAAAAAUAAUCCAUCCUUUCACUUAUCAAAUAUGACAGCUGAGGACAAACUGGAAUAUAACCGUGUCCUUCAGCAUUAUCAUUUUGUUCCUUCGCACUUGAAGCAUCCUAAUUUAUAGAAAUAAAACUCUUUAAACCAUGAAAGUUAUCUUGUUACACCUUGUAAACAGACACAAUGUCUAUCACUGAUUUACAAUAGUGUAACAGCUAAAAUCAAGUACUUAAAGAGUCAAUUCAAUUCUAAUUGACGUUUUUUACAAGUUGCAUAAAUGACAAUUCAUAAUUAAAAAAAAAAGAGGAAGAGCAGAUAUUUGUGAGCAACAAGGUUUUUCAUGAGUAAUGCUUUUUCUACCAUUUUCAUAAACCGACA
Rhizopus microsporus ATCC 52813 is the source of this 1973-nucleotide messenger RNA. Its product is annotated as alkaline phosphatase-like protein. NCBI's taxonomy places the organism in Eukaryota, Fungi, Mucoromycota, Mucoromycetes, Mucorales, Rhizopodaceae. Bases 22 to 1722 code for a protein of 566 amino acids. The record is from RefSeq and is a predicted model, not a curated record. Gene Ontology annotation, molecular function: alkaline phosphatase activity. Gene Ontology annotation, cellular component: fungal-type vacuole membrane. Gene Ontology annotation, biological process: dephosphorylation. The transcript has 8 exons.